UUCUUCCUACAGGAAUGUUAGCUCUGUGAGACUAUAGAUAUAAUAAAGAGGAUUUUUUACAAAGGUAGAGACACGAAAGGAGAAGAAAAAGGAGAGAGAGAGAGAGAUAGAAAUGAUAAUAAUGACAAUAAACAUGAUGGAACAGUUAGUGAUGAAAACAUGAAAGCAUUAUAGUGUCAUGUUCAGACGUUCAAAUAUACAUUUUAUUUGUGUUUAAGGAAAGAAACGAAACGAAACGAGAAGGAGAAUAAAAAGGAGAAGAAGAAGAAGAAGAAGGGAAAAACUACAUUAAGCAGUGUGUUAUUUUUUGUGACUUGUGGCGAUAUUUUCUAAAAAGUUGUAAAAAUAAAAAAUGUUCAAGGAUUCUUAAAAGGAUAUUGAAGAGAAGAAAAAAAAGUAAUGUUUUUCUUCCAGUGAGUGUGAAGCGAAAAGGAAAUACAAUAAAAAUCACAAGAAAGAGGAGUAAUUGAUGAAAGGAGGAGGAGAGUGAGUGUCGGAAAAUUAUCAUUCGAGGGAAAAGAAAAAGAAAGAAAGAGAGAGAGAGAGAGAGAGAGAGAAAGAAAAAAAAAAUUGAUAACCAAAAAAGUUUGUGUUCGGAAGUGGGACGCCGACAGGACUCGUGUGUGCGUGGCACCCUUGGCGUCAGCGCCCGAGGGUCUCAGUGCCUCCUCAGCGCUCCGUGCCAGCAGGAGCGAGAGCAUGGCACGGUGACGGAGCGGAGGUGACACUCGACCCCCCGAGGUCAUCGAGGAGCAGGCACGCCCCCCAGCCCCUCCCAGCGGCCGCAGGAGGCUCAAGGAGGAGCAGGAGGAGGUCUACGCACGCGCGGACCUUCCCGCCAGCCAGCCAACCGGGAGUGGAGGAGGAGGAGGUGGAGGUGGACCUCGAGCCUCCGCCGCGAUGAUGACGCCUUCGUCAGCGCCGCCCACCGAGGGGGAGCUCCGCGUGGGGCGGGUCCUCUUCACGAUGCAGUGGCGCCUCAUGAGCCAGAUCCUGCUGGCGCUGC
Molecule: messenger RNA, 1006 nt
Organism: Penaeus vannamei (Pacific white shrimp)
Lineage: Eukaryota; Metazoa; Arthropoda; Malacostraca; Decapoda; Penaeidae
Source: RefSeq, a predicted model, not a curated record